Molecule: messenger RNA, 7757 nt
Organism: Drosophila busckii
Lineage: Eukaryota; Metazoa; Arthropoda; Insecta; Diptera; Drosophilidae
Product: histone-lysine N-methyltransferase trr
Exons: 8
Coding region: 1-7338 (2445 amino acids)
Biological process (GO): nervous system development
Cellular component (GO): nucleus; nBAF complex
Molecular function (GO): protein binding
Source: RefSeq, a predicted model, not a curated record
AUGAAUAUAUCGAAAGUGACAACAUCGCUUGCUGCUGCGGCUGCUGCCGCCGAAAAAGCAAAACCCGAACGUGUAACAUCUGCAACCGCAGCACUCAAUUUUAAUGCAAUCUCGAUACAAAAGCGCACCAGCGUCGACGACACCGAUGAUCCAAAUCGCAAGAAACUCAAAAGGGACAUUGUUAUAUGCACGCCCACAACCAGUUUGCCCGCCAAACAACGUGCUGCCUCGGCCACAGUAGCAGCAGCAGCAGCAGCAGCUAAUACAACAACUCCAGCGUCAACGCUAAAUGCAACAACAACAACGGCAACAAUAGCUGCAAACACAACUGCAUCCAAUAUAGCCAAAUCCACAGACGACCAACAACAGCAACAACAAACCACAAACAUAUUAGCUGCCACAAAUUUUGGUGGCAACUUUGUUAGUCACACAACAAAUGCUAAACCAGAAGCCAGUGCUAGCGCCGAUGUCCGCUGGGAGCAACGCGAUGAGCAAAAGAUUAUUGUCUGUGAAAUGAGCGCCCUUAAGCCCGAAGAGGCGCCCGCCGCCGUCGCUAGCACCAGCAGCAGCAGCAUCACCACUACCACCACCACCAUCAUUAACAAUAACAGCAAUAGCCAAAAGCAAAAUUUCGCCAGCUUUACCAAAAAAGAUGCGGCCACUUCGUCGGCCUCCUCGUCCUCAUCGACAGCCUCCAUAAUAUCCAUCGAGCCAAGCACGGAGCAGCUCAGUAGCAAGGAUCAGCAGCUGCUGGGCAAGACUGUGAACAUUGAUGAGCUCGACUAUGUGCUCUUGCCUGCCACAACAACAGCUGAGCUCAAGCCUGCCGCUGUGCUGGAGGCGAACGCCAACAAUGCAACAUGCAACAGCAAUAACGCUAACGCCAACGCCAACACUAACAAUAGCAUUAGCACCAUCAGCAAUAGCAACAGCACAGUCAAGGUUACAGCAGCGACAAUAACGUCACAGCCAGGAACCUACAACAUUUUCAACAGCAGCGGCAUAACAACAACAACAACUGCUGGAGCACCUGCAACCACAACGCUGUUGAAUCGCGUCAAUUUGCAUGCCAAACUCAAGGGACCGCAAUUAAUGAUGAAUGCCAAAAAGCUAGCCGAGGUAACACAAACAACAGCCAAAGUGUCUAUUGGCAACAAGACGAUAUCGGUGCCGCUGCUGAAGCCGCUGCCCAGUUCUCUAAUGAGCAGCAGUGGUGGCGCCACUACCACAGCUGGUGGUGCUACAAUCGUUGAAAGCAAGCAGCUCCAAGGUGCGCUAGUCGGCAACACAGCAACUGGACAGCAUCCGCAACAGCCGCAGCAUCUGAACAUAACCAAAUUGCUGAAAGGCACGCGCAAGAAUCCCACAACAAUUGUUUCGUUUGCCAACGUGCAGAUUAGGCCACCAAAUAGUAAAAUUGUGACGGCCAAGGUGUUGAGCAAAAAGAUGUCGCUGCAGUUUCAGCAGCAGCCACAGCAUCCGCUGCUGCAACAGUCUGGCGCCAGCAGCAGCAGCAGCAGCACCGCCACAACUGGCAGCAUUGUGACCAUAACGCCCACAACAAAUGCAGGUCAAACGUUCACCAUGGUGCAGACACAGCCACAUCCACAACAACAACAACAAUCACAGCAGCAGCAGCAACAACAGCAGCAGCAGCAGGACAAUGCUGGCGAACGCCCAGAGACAACAACAGCAGCAGCAACAACAACAACUGUAUCGGCACGUAUCGUUGGACAGCAGCAUCAGACAAAGACGCUGACCUACAGCGACAAUAUACAAAAGAUUUUAUUAAGCAAAAGCAAGUCCAUUGAUGGCAGCGAACUGAGCGAGUUUGGCAAAAUAAACAGCGUGGUCAUCAAGCCGCUGGACAAAUCCCAGCUGCAAUGCACGCCCGGCAGCAUCAACAUAUUCAAGCAACAGCCACAACAAUCCUCUUCAACUGAACUCAGCGCCAGCGACAAUCUAAUCAAGACCAGCACAUCGGCCAGCAUUUGUGGACGCCCCAUAAUAUCGCUGGUGGUGUCCAAGACCACGAUGGCGCAGCAGAAGCCCAAAAUGAUAACCACAGCAGCCAACAGCGCGCUACAGAUGCACACCUAUCAAGCGCAGCAGCCACAAAGCCAAACCUCAAGUCAGGCAGAGGCCGACAGCAGCAGCAGCGGCGGCGGCAUCAGCCUCGGCAGCGGCAAGCUGCAUCUAAAGGCGCAGCUUACCAAGGUGGAGAAUGCGGAUGGUCAAACAGAAAUGAAGCCCAAGUUGGUGAUCGUAAAGCAAACGCCUCCAGCAGCAAUAGUAACAGCAGCAUCAGCAGCAGCAGCAGCAACACCAACAGCAGCGGCAGCCAACGAGAGCAGCAGCAGCAGUAGCAAAGAGCCAGCAGCUGUGGAGCAGUCAAGCUUGCCAGAGGAAACAGUUGUUAGCACGCGCAGCCGUGUGGAUGAUUCCAAUAAUGCGCUGCUCAAGCAAUUGCUGCAGAACAGCUGCAGCAGCAGCAUCAGCAAUGCCAACAACAGCAACAGUCACAACUUGCAACAAAUUUCAAUAACUUCGGCGCCACUCUCAGCACGCAAAGUGAUCAAUGUGCGUGCGCCUAGCAUGGGUUUGAUUAGCUCGCUGGAGGCGCAGCUGGCACGCCCUGUCAAGCCGCCGGUGCCGGCUGCUGUAAGCAACAGCAGCAAUGCCAACAGCAGCGGCAGCAAUACAAUGACAACAACAACUGCCAGCAUGUUGAGCAUAAGUCAGACAACUGCAGCAGCAGCAGCAGCAGCAACAGCGUCAGCUGAGGCAGCACAUACGCAGCCGCCGGCGCCGCCGCCGUUGCAACAAGCACAUGAGGCAAGCAUAACAGCAACAGCAAUAACAACAACAGCUUCAGCAGCAGCAGCAACAGCAGCAACUGUUACAGCUACAAGCACUGCCGCUACAACGCCCACCGCCACGCCCAUUGUUAAGCAAUCAGUGCAGAUAGUCUCCAAGGAAACCUCUUUCAUAUCAACGCCAGUGCCAGCAUCAGUCACAUCCGCAGCAGCAGCAGCAGCCGCAGCAGCAACCACUGUUAACAAGCUGCCAACGCUUUUGACUGAAACAAAUUUAAAAUCAGAGCCGCUGCCACCGCCGCCAUCUUAUGAGCUUAGCACAGCAAAUGUAUCCAAUGUAACUAUCUCCAUCACUACCAAGCCCAGCAAGGAUAUCAAGCUGCUCAAGCUGGAACCAACCAGCGAAGAGACGCCAACUGCAGCAGCAACUGAGCCAGACAAAUCAUCACUAGCGUCUAGCACAGCAACACCAAUAAUAACAACAACAACAACAACAGCAGCAACAUCAUCAGCAGCAGCAGACAGUUGGAAGUUAGCCGAAACGCUGAGCAACCGCAAGCAGCAACUUCAGUUGCCGCUGCAACAGCAGCAGCAAGUUCAGCUGCAGCAGCAGCAACCCAUAGAGGACAAGCCGGCAGCAGAGUUAAAAAGCGAGAGCCUAAGCUUAACCAACAGCAAAAGUAACGAGCUAUUGCCGCUGCUAAAGACCGCUGCAACAACAGCAACAGUUGGGCCUACCGUCCCGUCCUCAAUUGGAGAGAAGCUGCAAAUGCAAUUGGUUCACAAGAAGAUUACGCAAACCGGAACGGGCGAGCUGCAGGUAACAAACGCAGUGCAACAGCAGCAGCAGCAACCACAACAGCAGCAGCACCACCACCAACAACAACAGCAACACCAGCUGCAACAGCAACAUCCACAGCAGCAUGCGCAGCAACAACAAUUGUCCGUUGGAGCAGCAACUGCUGAGCCUAAGGCAACGGAGCAACGCAAGCGUCGCAAGCGUAACGAAACCCAAAAGCGUCGCAACAAUACCAAUGCAGGCGCUGCUGCUGCCGCCGCCGCGGUUGCUGCAGCUGCAGCGGCUGCCGGUGCUGCUGCCGGCGGCGUCAACAACAGCUUGAAGGAGCUCACUGGCAGCAGCAGUUUGCCAGCCGGCGCCGUCGUGCAAUUGAGCAACAUGCCCGGCAAUGCGUCACACUUGGGCGGACAGCUGAGCAGCAGUGGUGGCAACGCUGGCGUUGGCGCUGCAGCGGGCAUUGCUGCUGGUGGCGGCGGCGGCGGCUCGCCCAUGCUGAAGAAGCGUGUGCGCAAGUUCUCGAAAGUGGAGGAGGAUCACGAUGCAUUUACCGAGAAGCUAAUGGGGCAUAUACGACUUAUGCAGCCGCUGCAGGUGCUGGAGCCGCUGCUGAAUCGCAAUUUUCUCAUUGGCGCCGGCAGCGGCGUCAAUGCGGGCAGCGCUGUCAGCGGCAAACUGAAAGCGAUAACGCGCGCUCAGCGUCAGCUGGACGAUGCUGCUGGCGGCAAUCACAUGGACUGCGAUCAGCCCCUGGGACAAUUUGGCAAUGUGCGUCAUGCGAGCAUCAAAUCGUUGUACGACAGCGAACGCUUUGGCGGCAGCAGCAGCGAGGCAAGCAAAGCUUUAGGCAGCGCCACUGGCGGCGCCGGCAGUUCAAGCAUACAGAAUGACUUUUACGAUCAGGAGUUCUCCACGCAUAUUCUGCGUAAUCCGCGCGAGCGUUUCCAGCGCUUGAUUGGCACCGUGCGUGAGACCAAUGUGGAGACAGUCGAUCUGGUGGAGAGCCAGCAACAGCAACAUCACCAACACCAGCAGCAGCAGCACCAACAACAGCAACAGCACUCUGCCUUGAGCUGGCCACGCCUAAGCAGCUAUCCUGGUCUGGUGCUGCUCAACAGCAACAGCAAUCAGCGCUGUGCGCCUGGACGCAUGUCACCCGUAGCGCUGGCCAUGAAUGCGCAUAGUCUGCGUCUGCCUGUCUCGCCGCUGCUGCGCGGCUGCAGCGAGGAGCUGCGCAAGUCCCAGCAGCUCGAGCUGGGCAGCAGCAGCAACCACAACAAUAACAGCAACAACAACAACAACUAUCAGCAGAAGAACCAAAAUGUGAUACUCUCGCUGCACUCAUCGGCAACGGAUAAUAUUGCCGGCGUGCUACGAGAUUUGGCCAAUCUGCUGCACUUGACGCCAGCGCUAACCUGCAAGCUUAUCGAUGCUGCCGCCAGUGGAAGCAGCGGCACCAGCAGCGCUGACAAAAGCGACUCAGCAAUAACAACAACAACAACAGCUGCUGCUGGAGCAACGCCGGCAGCAACCGCAACCAUUAGCCAAGGCAACCUGCGUAAAAUACUCAGCGGUCAGCGCAAGCUUUGUCGCUCUUGCGGCAGUCCCAUCGCCGCCUUUGGCCUGCGCGUGCUGCAGCAGCAGGUGCCGGAGCAACAGUCGGAGUCAACGCCGGCAGCGCCCAGCAUGCUGUCCAUGCUGCAAGCGUUGCUGCCACGCAAGUCGCCCCCACCGCCGUUUGUUUACUUCUGCAAUCGCAGCUGCUUUACGCUAUACAAAUGGCGUGGCAAGGAGGAGCCGGCUGGUGUUACGCCCAUGGAGUGCGAGCCCACUGCUACCAUUAAAAUCGAAAUGGACGUGGAUGAGCCAGCAGCAGCAGCAGCGCCAGCAGCAGCAGCAACAACUCCAGUCACCAGCAGCAGCAACAGCAGCAGCAGCGCUAACAACAGUGAACAGGCCACGCCCACGCCCACAGCGCCACAGCGAAAAUGCAUUGUCAAGUGCUUUAGCGCCGAUUGCUUCAGCGCUGCCAAUGAGCCCAACAUCAAGCAGGAGCAGACUGAUCCAGCUGUCAACAACAAUACAGUUUGGGAAACGGAUAUCACAGGUCCCGCUGCAGAGGAUACGCGUCAGUGUGUCUUCUGUUUGCAGCGCGGCGAUGGCCAGGCGGAUGGUCCAUCGCGUCUGCUCAACUUUGAUGUGGAUAAAUGGGUGCAUUUGAACUGCGCUCUGUGGUCGCACGAUGUCUAUGAAACGGUCUCGGGUGCGCUGAUGAACUUUCCGACGGCGCUCCAGGCGGGCUUGAAUCAGGCGUGCAGCGCCUGCCAUCAGCUGGGCGCCACCAUCAAGUGCUUUAAGUCGCGCUGCACCAUGCUCUACCAUCUGCCCUGCGCCAUCAAGGAGGACUGUGUCUUUUACAAGAACAAAUCAGUGCAUUGCAGCGCACACGCCACCAGCAGCAGCAACACCAGCGGCAGCAGCAGCAGCGCUGCUACGCCAGCGUUAACGGAGAACGAGUUGAGUUCGUUUGUGGUGCAUCGACGUGUGUUUGUGGAUCGCGAUGAGAAUCGUCAGGUGGCCACGGUCAUGCAUCAUUCGGAGCUAAGCAAUCUGCUGCGUGUCGGCAACAUGACCUUUCUCAAUGUGGGACAACUGCUGCCGCAUCAGCUGGAAGCCUUCCAUACGCCACACUACAUUUAUCCCAUUGGCUACAAAGUGAGUCGCUACUACUGGUGCGUGCGUCGUCCCAAUCGCCGCUGUCGCUACAUUUGCAGCAUUGCGGAGGUUGCCUGUCGUCCAGAGUUUCGCAUUUUGGUGCACGACACCAGCGACAAGGAGCCGGAUCGUGAGUAUCGCGACAGCACACCCUCGGGCGUCUGGCAGCAGAUCCUGCAGUCCAUACAGCGUCUGCGCAAGGCGCACAAGUGGCUGCAGCUCUUUCCGCAGCACAUUAGCGGCGAGGAUCUGUUUGGCUUGACCGAGCCGGCGAUAGUGCGUAUUUUGGAAAGCUUGCCGGGCAUUGAGACGCUUACAGAUUAUCGCUUCAAAUACGGACGCAAUCCGUUGCUCGAAUUCCCGCUGGCCAUCAAUCCUUCAGGCGCCGCGCGCACUGAGCCCAAGCAGCGCCAGCUGCUCGUCUGGCGCAAGCCGCACACACAACGCACCGCCGGCAGCUGCCACUCAACCACUCAGCGCAUGGCCAACUCGGCGUCCAUUGCCGGAGAGGUGGCCUGUCCCUACAGCAAGCAGUUUGUGCACUCCAAGAGCUCGCAGUACAAGAAAAUGAAGCAGGAGUGGCGCAACAAUGUCUACUUGGCACGCUCGAAAAUCCAGGGACUGGGCUUGUAUGCGGCGCGUGAUAUUGAGAAGCAUACAAUGAUCAUUGAGUAUAUUGGCGAGGUGAUACGCACGGAAGUAUCUGAACUGCGUGAGAAGCAAUAUGAAGCUAAGAAUCGAGGUAUAUACAUGUUUCGGCUGGAUGAGGAUCGCGUUGUGGAUGCCACAUUAAGCGGCGGCCUGGCGCGCUACAUCAAUCACUCCUGCAAUCCAAACUGUGUGACCGAAACCGUUGAGGUGGAUCGUGAUGUGCGCAUUAUAAUAUUUGCCAAGCGCAAAAUCUAUCGCGGUGAAGAGCUUUCGUAUGACUACAAGUUUGAUAUAGAGGACGAUGCACACAAGAUACCUUGCGCCUGUGGAGCGCCCAAUUGUCGCAAAUGGAUGAAUUAGAGAGUUAACUGCAAUUGCACUCAGACUAAGACGUCCCCCCCAGUGAAGCGAGCGAGAUUUAAAAAGAUAGUUAGAGAAAGCGGAAGAAUGAGAGAGAAAGAGGAUUUGUUAUUCAUCAUUAUAGUACGUAUGUUGUAUUAGAAUUUCAAGCAGUUGCAUAUUCUUUAGGCAGUGUAUAUGUAUGUCUAUAUACAUGCAAUUAUAUAUACGUGUAUGUAUGUAUAUAUGUAUAUGAUCGCAUAUAUUAUUGUAAGUUAAUUUUAUGUAUAUGCACGAGAGCGCGCUCGCCUGCGCAUAUCGUGCCAAUCGUAGCUAAUUUUGUAUCCUAUUGCUCAUAAGCUAAACGUGUUUGUAGCAUAAAUUUUACAACAACAAUAACAAAACAAAACAAAAAACACUUCAUGCAUCAAAUAUUUAUA